Nymphaea colorata (pocket water lily) is the source of this 1389-nucleotide messenger RNA. RefSeq names its product probable carboxylesterase 18. The transcript is spliced from 2 exons. Gene Ontology annotation, molecular function: hydrolase activity. NCBI's taxonomy places the organism in Eukaryota, Viridiplantae, Streptophyta, Magnoliopsida, Nymphaeales, Nymphaeaceae. The record is from RefSeq and is a predicted model, not a curated record. Bases 108 to 1127 code for a protein of 339 amino acids.
UGGAUCCGACUGUAUAUCUUAGACCUCAGCCUCUUGAUCGACUCGGGGGCCUGGGUGCCAGUGGCACGAGAUUCUCAGCAAAGAACGAGAGAGACGGAGUGAGAGUUAUGGGAACGUCUGAAGCAGCUUACAGGAGCCUCCCAUGGCAAACCAAGCUCUUCUGUUCAAUCAUGGGCGUUUUCACGGACAUGUCCCUUAGGAAGGACGGCACGAUCAACCGCAGGCUUUUUGGAACCAUCGACUUCACGUCACCGGCUUGCGGUCGGCCGACAAAUGGUGUCUCCACUGCCGAUUUCACAGUGGACUCUUCCACCGGCCUCUGGUUUCGACUCUUUACCCCUACCGGAACCCCCGCCGGGAAGAAACUCCCGAUUAUCGUCUUCUUCCACGGCGGAGGGUUCGCUUUUUUGGCGGCCAACUCGAAAGCAUACGACGCUGUCUGCCGGCGGUUCGCUCGGCGUCUCCAAGCCUUGGUCAUCUCGGUGAACUACCGCCUUGCGCCGGAGCACAAGUUCCCGACGCCCUACGACGAUGCGGAGGCUACUCUCCGCUGGAUCUCUAAGCCCGGGCGUCUGCCUGAAUCAGCCAACCUCGGUAGGUGCUUCCUAGCCGGCGACAGCGCGGGCGCGAACAUCGUCCACCACGUCGGCUCUCGCGUAGCAGCUGCCAGGUCGUUGAAGGAGGAUGACUUCUGGCCCCUGAGGAUCGUAGGGCACGUGAUCAUCCAGCCGUUCUUCGGCGGCGAGGAGAGAGUCCUGUCGGAGCUCCGCCUGAGAAACGUCCCCAUAGUGUCCAUCGAGCGCACGGACUUCCUAUGGCGCGCUUUCCUGCCGGAAGGAGCGAACCGCGACCAUCCGGCGGCGAACGUCACGGGGCCUCACGCGCCGCCCCUGGCGGAGAUUGGGCUCCCGCGGACCCUCGUGGUCGUCGGGGGUUAUGAUCCUCUCCAAGACCGGCAGAGGCUGUACUACGACGACCUGAAGGAAGCUGGCAUUCAGGCGAGGCUGCUCGAGUACCCGGACGCCAUCCACGCCUUUUACGCGUUCCCGGAGCUUCGCGAAUCCGGCGAGCUCAUAGCUGAGAUCAAGUCCUUCAUCGAGGAGCAGGCUCCGUCCGGCGAACUCUGAUCCGCCACGUUCCUCCCGGGCGUUGCCGCACGGUGAUAUCUUUUAAGUUUGUCGGGCAUUUGGACAGUUUGGAGGUGAUGAAUGGCUAAUUAUGUGAAACCGUAUAAUUUGGAAAUGUUGGGAUUUGGAGAAUAAGGCAUACAUGUGAUCAUGACUUAAAAGUUUACAAUUUUUUUUUUGUCCCUGUAACACUUCAAGAUUAUUACUAUGUGUUAAAAAAGUGUAUGCUUCUCCUAAGUAUUCGAAGGUGAAUAUUAUGUCA